AUGAUUACCAGAAAUAUCUUAUUGAGGACUGCUAGAUCACAAUGGCUGAUCAACAGAUCAUCAUUCAGGUUAUUUUCAUCUUCCCCAGCAAACAGAGCAGAAGAAAGCCCAGAAGCGGCUCGUGCUAAGAGACUACAGGAGUUUCUAGUUCAAAUAAGAUCUAAUGAAAAAAUCUGUAACCAAUUAAGAACUGUUCAAAUCACAAUUGCAGGGAAGAUGGAACUCACAAACGGUGAACCUCCUUCUCUUAUGCAACAGUUACAACUACUCAGAGAUCAGGAAGUUCGUGCUGAAAUGUUGAAACUCUCUGAAAUAAUGAAGGAGGAAAAGAUUAACUUGAAGGCCGAAGAUGUAAGCUUUUUAAUGCAGGCUUUGAAGGCACAAAUGGAUGGUGAAGGGGGUAAAAAUUGA
Messenger RNA from Pichia kudriavzevii, 411 nucleotides. RefSeq lists its product as uncharacterized. The record is from RefSeq and is a predicted model, not a curated record. The coding region runs from base 1 to 411 and encodes 136 amino acids. The transcript has a single exon. NCBI's taxonomy places the organism in Eukaryota, Fungi, Ascomycota, Pichiomycetes, Pichiales, Pichiaceae.